This is a messenger RNA of Panonychus citri (citrus red mite), 524 nucleotides long. Its product is annotated as transmembrane protein 62-like. The transcript has 2 exons. Bases 213 to 509 code for a protein of 98 amino acids. The record is from RefSeq and is a predicted model, not a curated record. NCBI's taxonomy places the organism in Eukaryota, Metazoa, Arthropoda, Arachnida, Trombidiformes, Tetranychidae.
UUAUUGUUUCUCCGCUGCGAAUCCCCGAUUUCAAUAGAUUUUGUAGUAUUGUCGUAGAUUCAGUUCGACCUUCGGUAGUUCUGGCAACUGGUGAUCUAACUGAUUCUCGGACAUCAGCUCCCUUUGGUUCUGACCAAUUUGAACAAGAAUGGAAAUGGUAUGUCCAUGCAUUGAACUCUACUCGAGUCACUGAGAAAACAAUCUGGCUUGACAUGAGAGGAAAUCAUGAUGCAUUUAAUGUUUAUUCUUGGAAUUCGACUAAUAAUUAUUAUCGUAAAUAUACUCAUCGAGGAAAUCAGAGUGAAGGACAUUAUAUGUACACUUUGACCAAAGGUGAAGACAAAUACAAUUUCCUUGGAAUCGAUGCUUGUCCUCAACCUGCACCAAAACGACCCUACAAUUUCAUUGGUCAUCUUAAAACAAGUGACCUGGACUCAAUUAAACAACUUUUAACCAAAGCUCCAACCUCUAAUAGCACAAUUUUCUUUGGACAUUAUCACAUAAUAUGAAGACACAUUGACAAG